AUGCGUGUCUUCAUCACCGGCGUCUCUGGCUUCAUCGGCACGGCAGUAACCAAAGAUCUCAUCACCCACGGCCACGAAGUCAUCGGCCUCGCCCGCAACGAUGCCUCCGCCGACAAAAUCACAAAGCUUGGCGGCACACCUCACAAAGGCGACCUCUUCGACCUCGAAAGCUUGAAAGCAGGAGCAGCAUCCACCGACGCAGUGAUCCACCCCGCUUUCGUCCACGGCUUCAGCUCCCCCGACAUCGUAACCAAAAACUGUGCCACAGACCGCGCCGCCAUCUCAGCCAUGGGCGAGGCCAUCGCCGGUACUGGCAAGGCUCUGAUCAUCGCAAGCGGUACUCUGGGACUCGCUGAACCAGAUGGGAAGCCUGCGACAGAAGACACACCUGGAGCGAGAGGAUCAGGUUUCUCUGAGAGGACUUUGUCCGCGGAUCUCGUUCAGACUCUUAGUAAAGAUCAAAACAUCCGUGGUCGCGGUGGCUUCUUGCAUAUCCUCCCGCCAAUCUUCCGCCAAGCUGGCUUUGCGGGAUACAUUGGCGAUGGCAACAAUGUGUGGCCGGCGGUUCAUAAUCAGGAUAUUGCGGUCUUGUUCCGGCUUGCGUUGGAAACGGGGAAGGUGGGGGCUAUAUAUCAUGGCACGGUUGAGGAGGCUGUGAAGACGGGGGAUUUUGUGGAAGCUAUUGGGAAGAAGAUGCAGCUGCCUGUUGAGAGCAAGAAUGGUGAGGAACCGAGUGUGCUGGGGUUUGCGGCGAUGGUACUGGCUAUGGAUGAUCCGACUUCGAGUGUGAAGACGCAGAGAGAGCUGGGGUGGAAGCUGGUGCAUAGGGGGUUGUUGGCGGAGAUUGAGGCGGGGGAGAUUGAGGAAGUAGAUCCACAGACACAGUAG
This is a messenger RNA of Fulvia fulva, 888 nucleotides long. RefSeq lists its product as uncharacterized. The record is from RefSeq and is a predicted model, not a curated record. NCBI's taxonomy places the organism in Eukaryota, Fungi, Ascomycota, Dothideomycetes, Mycosphaerellales, Mycosphaerellaceae. The transcript is spliced from 2 exons. The coding region runs from base 1 to 888 and encodes 295 amino acids.